Microbotryum saponariae is the source of this 1931-nucleotide messenger RNA. The record is from the annotation of a GenBank genome assembly. Lineage: Eukaryota; Fungi; Basidiomycota; Microbotryomycetes; Microbotryales; Microbotryaceae.
AUGGAGCACCGCGCGCCCGUGCCCGAUCGGGUACCCGGUGAAUUGGUGCAGGACCCGGAGUUGCUGCUGCAAGUGCAAGAGCAUUUGUCGACGCUGUGCGGGUUGAACGCGUUGAGGUCAGUUCGGUUUCAUUCCGGGCGGGGAGAUGCAUGUGCAGACCUUUGUGCAGUUCCAAAGGUUGAGCACUUGGCCAUGUGUUUGUGUUACGGUGGAGAUAGGUUCCCGGGUAGUCAACCCGUCAGUUUCGACUUGCAGUCGUUGAAGAUGCUCGAGGAGGAAGAGUGAGUCGCGAGUCGAGGUCGGCCGAAGACCGGGGGGAAACGCACCAGGAGCUCACGCGUUCCGGUGUUUGCUAUGGUCUACAUUAGCUUCUGGGUGUGCGAGAAAUCAGAUGGAGUGAGGGUCAUCGUGCUCGUCGUCGCGACCGAGCAGGGACAGCAGACUUAUCUCGUGAGUCCAUUCGAUCCGAGUCCAGUGACUGGGUUGACAGUGAACAUUCCUCGAUUCAUAGGUCGAUCGAAAAUACUAUUUCUACCAGGUGUCCGGGCUGCGAUUCCCGCACCAAACAGGAUUGGACUUUGAUCAUUCAAACACCGUCCUCGACGGCGAACUCGUCAUUGAUGUCGAGCCCGCAAGAGGGGUCAGUCGAGUGACAUGUGGGGCAUCGUCGGAGGUAGCAAACAACAACAACAACUGAUCAGAUCGUCUGGCGUUUGAACUAUGCAGGAAGUCCUCCGGCUGCUCCUGUUUGACUGCCUCGUCAUCGACUCGGAGAACUUGAUGCACAAACCUUUGCACAAACGAUACGGCGUUCGUCAUCUUCCCGACUCAUCCCUUUAUUUCGUUGCGAUGGUCGAGGUACUUACCUAUGUAUUUGAUCCGCACCUCUGUUUGCCCUUCAACAGCGACUCAAGGCUUACAUUAUGGAACCGUAUGACAAGCUGCUCAUGGCUCACCCCGAGGCGCGCGAGUACUUGCCUUUCGAGUGAGUUUGAUCCCUCGACCGCCGCUUCUUCCUCCGACGGUCCAGUACUAACGCAAUUUCUACUUUUCCUCUUCCAAUCACGCUCCUACGUUCCAUUAGAGUUCGACUGAAGCCUCAAGAACUGUCGUACGGCAUAGAAGCUGUCUUCCGAGAACACGUCCCCAAGUUGCUGCACGGCAACGACGGCCUCAUCUUCACCUCGGCCGAAGCCGUCUAUACGCCUGGUACAGACCCCAAAAUGUGGGUAGUCGAUACAUGAAGUCGGGCUUCACUCGAGCACGAAUGAUGAUGAUGAUGAUGAUGAUUGCUGACCUCGAACGAGGCGCGUUUUCUUCGCGACGCGCCUAGCCUCAAGUGGAAACCGCCGAGUGAGAACUCGAUCGACUUCGUGCUGCAACUCAAAUUCCCCGCUCGGGGCGAUAACGAUCACGAACCCGAUUAUACGGCCAAACCCAUCUUCAUGCUCUUGAUGAACCACGGUCACGAAGGUUCGUUCUACUUCGACACCAUGUCCGUCGAUGACGAUACUUGGGAAAAAUGGAAAGCCUCGGGGGAACAAUACGACGAUCGGGUCGUCGAAGUCGUUUGGGAUGUCGAGAGGCAGACGUGGAGGUUGUUGAGGUUCAGGGAUGACAAGUUGGAAGGAAAUUACAAGACGGUCGUGAGUAGUAUCAUCAAGAGUAUACAACAUGGGGUUGAGGAGGAGAGGUUGGUCGGGCAUGCGCCGAGGAUCAAGAGUGCGUGGAAGGUGAGGGCGGAGAGGAGGAGGAGGGAGGAGGAGGAGAGGAGGAGGGUCGAAGAGGAGAGGAGGAGAGUUGAAGAGGAGAGGAGGAAAGCAGAGUUCGAAGUCAAGAAGAAGGAGUUUGAGAGAAAGAGGGCGAGGGGAGAGAUCCCGCCGCAGGGGCAGUCGUUGCCGAAUACUGUUGCUGGGGGGCUGAGGCGAUGA